Molecule: messenger RNA, 1176 nt
Organism: Achroia grisella
Lineage: Eukaryota; Metazoa; Arthropoda; Insecta; Lepidoptera; Pyralidae
Exons: 3
Coding region: 1-1176 (391 amino acids)
Source: RefSeq, a predicted model, not a curated record
AUGGCGGACGCUGAGUGCUCACUUCGUCAAGUGCUCGUUGAAAUCGCGGAGAGAAAUGAUUACACAAACCACAAUAUCGACAUCAAGGGUUUCAACAGUGGCGGCGCGAACUACACCUCAGCUAUAUUCUUCGCGACCAUUUCUUCCUCAGGAAAAGACGAUCUGGACCUUUUCGCGAAAGUGGCAAUAGUUGGUGAGAAAAUACGCAAUAAAUCAACUGUAGAUCGAAUGUUUACGACCGAGCAGACGUUUUACAACGAUCUGGCGACGGUUUGGGACGGCUACCAGUCCAAAUAUUCGGUACCCGACGAUGAAAAGUUUGUCUUCCCGAAAUUUUACGGCGGUAGCCCUAAACGGGGGGAGGAAACGGUCGUGCUGAAUAAUCUUGUUGCACGUGGGUACGAGACGUAUAACAGAUUCAAAUCUGUGGACUGGCAAUAUGCUUCUAAAGCUAUUGAGACAUUAGCUAAGUUUCAUGCAUUGUCAUUUGUUUUCGAGAAGGAAUCGCCUGAAGAGCACGAAAAGAUAUGUAAAGAAUUGGUAUACCAGAUGGGAGGAGAAGAAGAUAGUACAAAGAAAGUUUGGGAAAGGAUGGUAGAGAGUUCAAUACAGGUGCUCAAUGAUGAACAUAAGGGACGAGUUAUGAAGUUUAUGGAGAAACAUACGAGCAUGGAAUCAUUCAUGAAGUAUUACAGACCUCUCGGAAAGUCUGUAUUAAUUCACGGAGACUAUCGGCCGAGUAAUUUAUUAUAUAAGAAACAGGACGACUCCCUCCAAGUCAUACCUGUGGACUACCAGACUCUGCGCGCCGGCAGCCCAGUUUCUGACCUCAUCUACUUCAUUUUCGUGGGGUCCGACCAGAAGUUCAGAGAGAACCACUACCAACAGCUCGUCGAGCAUUACUACCAGCAGUUAUGCCUGGCGCUGGCCAGGUUCCAGAUAGACCCAGCAGACGUGUACCCGAGAGAGAAGUUCGACGUUGACUUUAAGGAAAUGCUGCCAUUUGCCGUACUUCUAGGUGUGUUCCUGUUACCAAUAAUAACAGUUGAGGCAGAAAGUGCUCCCCGCAUGGACGGAGAUGCAGAUUUCGACAGCUUCGUCGUGAAGCCAAAUGAGUUAUUCGCCCAAAGAUUCACUGAACUCAUCGCGGAUUGCAUCCGAUACGAAAUUAUUUAG